This is a messenger RNA of Python bivittatus (Burmese python), 7979 nucleotides long. It is a transcript of the gene HCFC2, whose product is annotated as host cell factor C2. Lineage: Eukaryota; Metazoa; Chordata; Lepidosauria; Squamata; Pythonidae. The record is from RefSeq and is a predicted model, not a curated record. Gene Ontology annotation, molecular function: protein binding; transcription coactivator activity. Gene Ontology annotation, biological process: chromatin remodeling; regulation of DNA-templated transcription. Gene Ontology annotation, cellular component: histone methyltransferase complex.
UAAAAUGGCGGCCGGCGCCGCUGCCCUGAAUUGGAGGCGGGUUUCUUCUUUCACGGGGCCGGUACCCCGGUCCCGGCACGGCCACCGCGCCGUGGCAAUCCGCGAGCUGGUCAUCAUCUUCGGGGGCGGCAACGAGGGCAUCGCCGAUGAGCUGCAUGUGUACAACACCGCCACAAACCAGUGGUUUCUUCCUGCUGUCAGAGGAGAUAUUCCACCAGGUUGUGCAGCCCAUGGAUUUGUCUGUGAUGGUACCAGAAUAUUAGUAUUUGGAGGAAUGGUUGAAUAUGGAAGAUAUAGUAAUGAUUUGUAUGAAUUACAGGCAAGUCGAUGGCUGUGGAAAAAAAUGAGACCUCAGCCCCCUUCAGCAGGUUUGCCUCCAUGCCCUCGCCUUGGCCAUAGCUUCUCUCUGUAUGGCAACAAGUGUUACUUAUUUGGUGGACUGGCAAAUGAGAGCGAAGACUCAAACAAUAACAUUCCCAGAUAUUUAAAUGAUUUCUAUGAAUUGGAGCUACAGCAUGGAUCUGGAGUCAUAGGCUGGACUAUUCCAGUGACCAGAGGAGUUUUGCCAUCUCCCAGAGAAUCUCACACAGCUGUUAUAUACUGUAGAAAAGACUUGGGAAAUCCAAAAAUGUUUGUAUUCGGAGGGAUGUCUGGUUGUCGGCUUAAUGACCUUUGGGAGCUUGAUAUAGAGACAAUGACUUGGUCGAAACCAGAAACUAAAGGGACAGUGCCACUUCCCCGUAGUCUCCAUACAGCCAGUGUAAUAGGAAACAAAAUGUACAUUUUUGGUGGAUGGAUCCCACAGAGUACAGAUGAGAACCUCCCUUCUCAAGAUGGGGAGUGGAAAUGUACUGGCUCAUUUUCUUACUUAAAUUUAGAUACUACAGAAUGGAUAAAUCUAAUCCCAGAUUGCCAAGAAGAUAAAAACAAUUUGUUACCAGGUCCAAGAGCUGGCCACUGCGCAGUCAUUGUUGGCUCUCGCUUGUAUAUAUGGAGCGGCAGAGAUGGAUACAGGAAAGCUUGGAACAAUCAAGUUUGCUGCAAAGAUCUUUGGUAUCUAGAUACAGAGAAACCACCAGCACCAUCACAGGUACAACUAAUCAGAGCUACAACUAAUUCAUUUCAAGUUAAAUGGGAUGAAGUUCCUACUGUUGAAGGAUACCUUCUUCAACUAAAUUUAGAUACGCCAACACCUGUUGCAGCUGAAAUACCCAUUACUGUGGCACCUGAGCCACGAUCGCCGUGUGUGCAAGGAACUAAACUGGAUCUCCACUCCCAAACCCUCAGUGCCUCAAGCAAUGUGCAAAUUUCCAUUUCAGAGGCUAAAGCAAAGAUUCCAGAAACUGAAAAUGCGAAGAAAAACCAUUCCGUUUCCAAAGAGUCCAAUGCCCCUUUAUGUUUGCCUGCUAGCACUUUAGGUCCUCAGAUGUCAGCAAAUCUAAAUGAAUUACUUGACCUUGAUUCAAGAACUUCCCAAUUAGAUACAUCUACGUCUGGCAUAGCCUCCGCCCCACAAAAUAUAGUAACUCAGCAGGCUGUUAGAACCAACUCAUCAAACGGGGCAGUUGCGAAAGAUGAAACUUCCUUAUUACCAACAGUUAAAGAGUCUCCAGUGCCCUCAACUAGAGUCACAGUUAUUAACCCACUUGAUUCAGCUGUACAGUCAACUAAAACUUCACCACCAAAGCAGAAUGCAAGAAUGAGAACACAAGAGCGAAGGUGGUAUGAUGUUGGCAUUUUUCAAAGCAACACUGCGUUAGUGAGCCAGUUUUAUUUGCUGCAAGAAGAAAAGGCUAUGCUUUCUAGCAAGGGAGACAGUAUAGAUAUUCCAAAUGACAGUGUACUUAAGAAACAGGAUCUCGCUCCUGGCACUUUAUACAGGUUCAGGGUUGCUGCAAUUAAUGGAUGUGGUGUAGGGCCCUUCAGCAAAGUCAGUGAAUUUAAGACUUGCAUCCCUGGAUUUCCUGGAGCACCUUCAAUUGUGAAAAUUAGCAAGAGUGCAGACUGUAUUCAUCUUUCAUGGGAGCCUCCAGUUUCACCUUCAGGAAAUAUCUUGGAAUAUUCAGCCUAUUUGGCAAUAAGAACCACCCAACUCCACGAAAAUCCUAAUCAACUUAUGUUCAUGAAAAUCUAUUGUGGCCUUAAGACCUCAUGUACAGUGACUGCUGCCCAGCUUGCAAAUGCUCAUGUUGAUCACACGUCCAAGCCUGCCAUAGUGUUCAGGAUCUCAGCCAAGAAUGAGAGGGGAUAUGGACCGGCCACACAGGUUCGAUGGCUCCAAGAAAUGAAAACAUCAAGCUCGAAAUAGAAGCAGGAUAUUAUACUGCAAAUUGUGAAUUAGCAGUUAGUACUCUUGAAGUUUUGUGAAUCUUCCAAAUAUUUCGUUUUAUGUCAGCUUGACUUCACAGCAUCAGCAGUCUUGAAAACUGGCCUAUAGUGACCACAUUUUUUCAUAGUAUUUUAUCUAGCAUGGUCGCUGGCUACUAUCCAGAGGGUUAUGUAAUCAUCUGAAUUUUUGGAGAGUCUUCCUUACAAUAUCUCGUAACACACAGAUCCCCAGUUGUGUUAGCUUCCAACAGGUAGGAAAGGGCCAUAGCUCAAUGACUGAGCAUGUGCCUUGCAUGUGAAAGGUGCCAAGGUAUAUCUCUGGCUAGUCCAGGUAGGGUUGAGAAAGGCCCUGUCUGAAAUCUCAGAGAAUUGCUCCUGAUUAAUGUAGACAAUCUUGAAAUAGAUUAUGGUCUGACUAAGGCUUUUUGUGUUCCUAGACAUAGAUGCUCAAUUACAGUUUUAAGUUUCAUUAAAUUUAAAAAGCAAGUUGGUGAUGUGUUGUGAAAAUUGCUUAAAGAGAAAUUCACCAGAGGAGGGGGAAGAAUAAUGUGUUUUAAAUAUACUGAUUUCUCUUUAAAUUGUUUUCAGGACAGAUCUAGAAAUGUUUAAAAUAGAGUUCAGAGGUUUGCUUGGGGAGCUAAUGAGAGGGUCCCCCAAAACUUUGGUUGUGUGCACACCCUUGUGGAUGAUGGUCUGUAAAGCUAUUGCAGUAUGAGCUGUUUGAAGACUGCAGUAAAUAUAUAGCAUCAGAGAUGCUGAAAGUGAAUUAUUUGGUUUUCAACAGCAUAAUAAUGGCCUUCUUAUAAUUAAUGUUGGUUGAUUGAGUCAUCUUUUUACAAUAGUAACUAUUUCUGAGAAAUGUGAUUUGUCUUAUCCUUUUUUAAGUUCAUUUUUGUGACAUAGGGCUGCUUUUGAUGUACAGCUUCCUUCAUGGGUAUGAGCCUCAUCAGCCUUAUAAAAAAUUAGAAAACAAGGCAAUAUGUAUCCUUGUCAAACAAGAGAACACUUGUUUCCCUGCCUAAUUACUCCCAUGUUUUCAAAAGUAUUUGUGGGAAUGACUUAGAGGGAAGGAAAGCCAUCAUAUGAAAACCAUCUCUGUAGAGUGAACUAUAGUUUUGUGCUGAGACAGCAUAUGCUGGGCUUUGUUGCACUGGGGAUUUUAUCCAAUGAGAGAUUAAAAGACUGUUUAGUUAACAUGAUGGCCAGCCCAAGGAUGAACAACUUCUUCAAGAAGCAGAGGCUAUAUUCAGUCACUUUGGUGGACACCACGGUCAACCUGUUGUAUUCAUCCACUUCAAGUUGCAAUUGUGCACAAUCUACAGGCCCACACAGCAAUGUUGCCCCCAUUUGUGUAGCAUCAAGACACAGUGCUUACCAACAUUCAGCAAGAAAUUGUUAAUUUUUGAUAGUGCAAUUUUUUCAUGGCUGUUUGUAAAGAUAAGGGCUAAAAUAGUGCUUUAACACCUUCUUACCUGCCACCUGAGAAGCAGAUUGAAAAUUUCUCCAUCAUCCUUCUGGCAAUUUCACUGUCAAGAUUCCUGUGUCUUCUAGUAUUCAGAAAAAAGUGCAACUCAGGCUGCAAAAAACUGGCCUGUGCAAUGGGUAUAAAUCCCAUUGAGCUCAGUAGGGCUUAUUUCUGAACAGUUUUGCAUAGAAUUUUACUGCAUAUUUUUAGAUGCUACCCAUAAUGCAUAGCUUAAUGGCCUCAUUUUGCAAUGAAGGCAAAGUUGAUGUGAUGCCACAGGUCAGUACAGGUCUUCCAGCAAACUCUGACCAUUUGGCUUGACACAAUGACAUUAUAAGGUAGAACCCUAAAGAUAUACAAACUGCGGCAAAUGCAGUCCAAAAAGUAUGACAAAUCAAAAAUAAGUAGAUGUUGCUCCUGUUCCACCUGAAUUUGAUAUAUAUGCAGAUUUGUUUUCCUCUGGCUUAUAUUUUGUAUCCAUGUUUCGUGUAACAAAGAUACUUCAGUUUACAGUAACUUAAAAUGUAUAGAAUAUUUUAAUAUAUUCAUUUUUGUAAAGAUUUUUCUAGUGUUUACAAACACGUAUUCUAAUCUUUGAGAAUAUCCUGAUAUGCAAAUUGCUAAACUAGUCACUUCUGUUAUGAAAAGCAUACUCUGUGUAAAUGCACUACUAUUAAUUUGUCAUGGGCAUAGAAAUGUUAAAAUCUGUACAAAGUUUGAACGUUUACAAAAGUGUUCCAUAAUGAAUGCAUCACACACCCCCGAAAGAAAGAAGAAAAAAGAGAAAAGGAUUCUAUGCUUUGUUUUGGUAUAAUCAUGCUAUUUUGCACUAGUAAGAAUUGUAACAUUUUUGUGUUGCUUCCAGAAAUGGUCUAAAGUUAAAGCAGAUUUGCACAUCUUUGCAUGCUUCUCUGACACACAUUGUUCAUGACUUUUGUCAAAGGCUUGGGAUUUUAUUUUGUUAAUUGCCUUAGUUUCAUAUCCUAAUAUUGGAAUCUUUAAUAUUUUUAUCUUAAUCAUGUUAUUAAUAAUGUGCCAGCUGCUUCAUUCCCCUUCACAGUUUUUCUACAUGGAAGAGCAAAAAUGUGCAGAUGCACCGAAAAGUAGUCAUCUAGACAAUGCUCAAAAUGCCGGCGUGCACAUUUAUUUACCACCUUAUGUAGCAAAAAUAUGUAUGAAGCACUUAUUAGGAAUGUUAAUUUGUUCCUAAGCACACAAGUGUAUUAAAUAGAGGCAUUUAGAUGCUGUUUUAUACAUUAAUAGUUGUUUAUCAUAUUAUAGCAUAAAGUGGCUAAAUUGUGCCAGUAUAUAAUAUAGGUGGUGAAUAUAGCUUAAUGAUGCCAUCCCACAGGAACAUUUCUGUGAACAGUAGUGCUUUUUACAUUAAUUUGAGUGGACCUUAUACAGGUUCCUGUGGAUUGCAUCCUUUGGCAUCUAAAUAAAAUGAUUUUUUAAGAAAAUAAUCUCUAUUUUGAAACCUGAUUUAGUGCAUAUGUGCAAUAGAAUGAAUAUUUUGCACUUCAGUUUUCCAUCAAUGCCUAAGAAUUAAGAUGGGAAUUACUUGAUCUGCAAGGAUCAAUUUUAAAGUGGAUUAUGGUAAUACUAAUGCUUUACUAUCAUUCCAUGUUCACAUUUACAAAACUUAUUUGAGGAAGGCCCAUUGUAAUCCAUUUUUAGAUAGAGAAACUGGGAGAAAUUCACUUGAAGAAAGUCUGCUUUGGCUAGGUUCCUGCAUUACAGUAAACCAUCAGAUGAUUGGCUUGGUUAUCCCUUGUGAUAUAUGAACCAAACCACUGUGGUUUGUAUGGUUUAUGGCUUGCUACAAGGCAGACAGACCAUUAUGGCUUUGACAAACUGGUUUAGCAUAAUCCCAGUGAGUUCAUGGUUUGUAUAGAAUUAGAACCUAGCUCCCCCAACUUCAUCCCCAGUACUUACUAAUAUUCCAAGGGAGAUAUUUGUUCAAAUAACAGCUGCAAACAGUUUGAUGUAUAGGGACGUGUGGCUUAGUACCCUCAGAGGUGUUGGGACUGCAAGUUCCAGAAUAGUGGCUAAAAGCUUCAGUCCUGCGACAUCAAGAGGGUGGUAGGUGAAGAAAGCCGCCUUAAGAUAGUAGAAUUCCAACUUUACAAUAGUUACACUGAUGCAGCACAAUCUGUAAUGCCAUAAAAAAAACUUACAGCAGAAUACAUGUUAAAAGCCUCCUUGAAUUGCUAAUAAAUUAAGUAGCACUUUUUAUUGGCUACUUUCUAAGAAGGGAAUAAGUUACAUCAACAGACUUUUGCAUAUGUUAGUGACAGCUGACAGUACCUUUUGCUUACUGGGUUUUUCGGAGAUAAAUGUUUGCAAUGUGAUAUAAAGAGGGUGGGGUGGGACGUCAGUUAUACUACCUAUACAACACUGUGUCUAUUCAUGGUGUAAUGACACAGAUGCCCAGAGUGAAACUAACAUAUUCUUUCAUGCACCUUAUGAUAUGUACCUUUUCCUAAGGCAAAUGUGUAACAACCACCCCAGAGAAAAUUUACGUUGCAGCCAUACAAUUCUGGUUGUUCUUAGCAGUUAAAAAUCACUCAAGCUACAAUGAGUAUAGCAUACAUUAGAUUGUUUUAACUAGUACUGUGAAAUGGAAACUUCUGAAAAUUUCUGUAAAUACCGCCUUCAAAGCUGAAGGUAGUAUUUCCUGAGGAGGUCCAUUUUGGUUGCUAGGAGUAUUUCAGCUCUUCCUUGAAUUGUCAUAACAAGCAGUGUGCUUCCUUUCACCUUACCUGCCACACACUUCCAACUCUGGAUUGAAUUCAGAUAUCCCAGUGGUCACAAGGUCAAAGAGAAGUACCUUUAAGAACACACUCAAAAUAGCGGUAGUGUUUUGUUUUCUGUAACUUUUUGAAUUAGGGAGGCCCACUGUGACAGAAUGUGAGAAUUAUUAUAUGGCUAUUAAUAACUUUUGAUUGUAGAUACAUUACUUAACAAUAUGAUCUGUUGAGUAUAUCUGUGAGUAUUUUUGCACUUUUGAGUUCAUAUAUUUCUGCACUUGUUUUAAGGGUAUGUCAUGAUUACCAAAGGUAAAAUUGUGGUGGUGUUAAUUCAGACAUGGGAUUCAGUGUACAUGUGCUUAUGCCAAUAGGCUACUAUGAUUUGCCAUAAUUCAACAGUUUCCCAUAUAUGGAACCAGAUUAGUAACAAGCGUGUAACUUCUUCAGUAGCCUCUCCCAUACAUUGUGUAACUAUUUUUGCGGCCUGCUUCUCUUAAUAGCACUUAAAUUGUAUUUCAUCGAACUAUAAAAUUUAUAUUUGAAGCCUAUUCUGUUUAAAAGUAUCGAUAUAUUUGGAUAAAUGAGUCAACCUAAGUUCAUUUAAAGUAUAUAUAAAAUCAGACUAUUUGGGAAACUGGUAGUUCUUUUUGCUUGCUUUUGUAAAUACAUGUAUAACAUCUUGUAUAAAUGAAUCCAUCCUGUUGCAACUUCAAUAAUAGACUUAGUAUGAAAGUUUAUAAAUAGAAAAGUUGAUUGCUAUUUAUAGCAUACUUCAUCAAUUCAACUUAAGGGGAUUUCUUUGUGUGUGUGACAUGGGUUGUGAAUAAACAUUUGGCAUGGUUCAGAUGGUCAUAUAUCUGUUUAAUAAGCUGAUGCAAACAAGCCUUUUGCCUAUGCGUGCAGAUUACAAUUUGAAUUAACCAAAAAAAAAAUGUUCACUAGUUUUAGAAUAAAACCAAAGUAUGAAAGUCAGCUUCAUGGUUUCAUAGACUGAUUUGUUCUAAAACUUGUACUCAUACACUGGCUGUUUGGUAAAAUGAGAUACACCAGUCAGUUUGAGACAACUAGUUUUCCCCGUUGACUACUCAGUAAAAUACAGUACUUAGUAUUGUAAAAAGUGCUGAGUAAUUACUCAAGAAGAUACAGAAGAAUGAGCAAAAAUAGGCCAUGUGUACUUGUUUACUAAACUAAUGUGACCAUCUGAAUGCAGCCAUUGUUAUGUAUGAUUUAUAGCAAUAUUUGACCAUAGUUUUGAAGUAGGCUGUAUCAGUAAACCAUAGACUUUAACAAAAAUGAUACCACAGUUAACUGGAAUACUGAAGUGAUGGUUAAAGCCAGCUAUUUAUGGUCUUAUGGUCUGCAGCUGAAAUGCUCUUGAGAGAAAUCCAAUAUUUUCUAUAAUAAAAGUAGCAUCGUUAUUUGUAAUAAAGUGAUUU